CCCAAGGUUGGGCGGUUGGGACGCGGAUCCGCGGACAGACAGCGGCCGGGGAGGGCAGAAGGACGCGCGCACUGAGGCGCAGGGGUCCGGCCCGCCCGCCGCGGAGUCGCCAGUAGGCCCAGGGCCCCGGCCAGUGCCCAGCCCUGCUGGGAGCCCCGGCCAGCACCACGGACGGCACCCAGGAAGCCCGAGUCCCCCUGGACGGGGCCUUCUGGAUUCCGAGGCCCCCCGUAGGUUCGCCCAAGGGCUGCUUUGCCUGUGUGUCCAAGCCCCCUGCCUUGCAGGCUCCAGCGGCCCCUGCCACUGAGCCCUCAGCCUCACCCCCCAUGGCACCCACUCUGUUCCCCAUGGAGUCCAAGAGCAGCAAGACAGACAGUGUGCGGGUGGCUGGGGGCCCCCAGGCCUGCAAGCACCUGGCCGAGAAGAAGACCAUGACGAACCCCACGACCGUCAUCGAGGUCUACCCGGACACCACCGAGGUGAACGACUACUACCUGUGGUCCAUCUUCAACUUCGUCUACCUCAACUUCUGCUGCCUGGGCUUCAUCGCCUUGGCCUACUCCCUCAAAGUCCGGGACAAGAAGCUCGUCAACGACCUGAACGGGGCCGUGGAGGACGCCAAGACGGCCCGGCUCUUCAACAUCGCCAGCUCGGCCCUGGCCGCCUCGGGCCUCGUCCUGGUCUUCAUCUUCCUGCGGUACCCGCUCACCGACUACUGAGGCCCGCCUCGAGGGGCAGUGGGCUCCUGCGUGGCCCGAGGCGGUGUGCCAGCAUCACGUGUCAGAAGCCAGUGCCUGAAGGAGCCAGCUCCGUCCCGGCCGCCCGGCCGCCUAGGCCUCCACCCCGCCUGUUUCUGGGGCCGGGCUUCCUCCCUUGCCACCGCCCCGGCUUCCAGCAGCUGCCCUCUCUGCCGUCUUCCCUACCCAGGCUUCUGGGGCCCCUCAGACCCAACACCCAGCAAGAAGGGCUUUUGUGGGAGCUCCCAGGAUGGGGGCUGCCAGUAUCUGGGACUCACUCCCCCCCACCCUCCUCCUCCAAGUGUGGCCCUGCUCAGAGCUCUUGUAUCCGUGAACUUUCAAUAAAACACCUGCCCAGCUCCA
Marmota flaviventris (yellow-bellied marmot) is the source of this 1100-nucleotide messenger RNA. It is a transcript of the gene Ifitm10, whose product is annotated as interferon induced transmembrane protein 10. Gene Ontology annotation, cellular component: plasma membrane. The record is from RefSeq and is a predicted model, not a curated record. Lineage: Eukaryota; Metazoa; Chordata; Mammalia; Rodentia; Sciuridae.